AUGAAAACUAGUGAACUUCAAACACGAAGCACGAGUGAAAUUCUGUCAAACGAUAACAUACCAAGUGUAAAUGAACAUGUCCCAAGAUGUCACGUACUUAGUCCAAGCCAAAUUAGUUCUGAGGACAUUGAACCUACCACAAAUAAAGGUAUCUCAAAUGGCGUAGAAAAUGAUCACAACUUCGUAGAAAAUAGACAAAAUUGCAGGUACAUUUCACCAAACAUUUUAUUGAAAAAAUCAUUUGCCAAUAUAAAUUUGGACACUUUAGAUUAUUCAGUACAGAAUAUGCAUUUGAUCAAGCAAUUAAUGAAGAAAGGCCAAAAAGAACUGAUUACUUUACGAAAAACAAUUAAAAAAACAAAAAUGCAGGUACAUCGUUAAAAAAAAUGACCCAGCCGUUGAAAACUGUAUUUCAACAAAUGAAACAGCAAAAAGUAUUACCUGAAACCGUAAGUGACAUGUUACAUGUAAGUAGUGAAGAUUUUACAUAACAUUUUUAUUUACAGUACAAAUUGUCCUAAAAUUUAUUUUUCACUUUUUUAAACCAACAAUCAUGUUAAUACUAUAGAUUUUUACUAUGAAGUUUAUUGUUUAAUUUUAAGUAAUUUCUACCGUCGACUUUAUUGAGCGAUCAUUCAUUCAUAUAUUUUUUAAAAAUCAUUACCAU
Molecule: messenger RNA, 667 nt
Organism: Copidosoma floridanum
Lineage: Eukaryota; Metazoa; Arthropoda; Insecta; Hymenoptera; Encyrtidae
Source: RefSeq, a predicted model, not a curated record